Oncorhynchus mykiss (rainbow trout) is the source of this 3887-nucleotide messenger RNA. NCBI's taxonomy places the organism in Eukaryota, Metazoa, Chordata, Actinopteri, Salmoniformes, Salmonidae. The record is from RefSeq and is a predicted model, not a curated record.
CAGACCGCAUGUCGGCGCUAAACCGGAAGUAGGAAGCCAACGAGAGUUUGACAGUUUAUUUAAAUGUACAACAUUGUAACGUUAGCAUUGCUAUUUGUAAAAAAGAAUACAGUAACUUUCGAUUAAAUAUUCUCAGGUGUUGGUAUUUCCCAUCCUACAUCCAACGAUACGCGAGGUUACGACCUACAGCAUUGGCAGUCAUCAUAAGUUAAAACUAAACUAGAUUUAUAUCUUAAUUUAUCAGUUAGCUAGCUAGCUCAGGGAUUGAUUUACAAUGGAAGAGGUAGUAAUCUGAACAUGUGCUAGCCACAUCACUUUUCUGCUCUGCAAACUGCUCGUUUGUUGCUAUACCAAAUGGUGCGGCUAGCUUGCAAGUCGAGUUGCUCAACGCAUGCUAGUAACAGCAGUACUAGCUAGCUACGUUUGUGUUGCUUGAUGAUGCGACUUUGUUUUCUAAACUCUGAAGACCCGUCCAGCCCGUCUCCAUCUUGCUCCACCAAAACCCAACCCACGGUGUCCCCGGGUCCUGACAGGAACCAUGGUGACCAGGAGGACAGUAACCAUGGUGAUCAGAAAGACACACCGCAGGGUCAGGAGAGGGUUACUGUGAGUCUGGACAUCAACAGUGAAACACCAACAUUUAAUAUCGUAGUCAAAGAAGAAGAAGACUGGGAACUAGAUAAUACAGGAGAGAGUCCCAGCCAUCACUCUGCAGCCGGGGAGAGUCCCUCUACAUCAGGAGAACCUGAACAACACCAGAUGAAACGCAGAACGAGGCAGAAAAAGACCCACCCAUGCCCAGAUUGUGGGAAACACUGCCAGACAUUAUCGGCACUACAAAUACACAUGAGAACCCACACAGGAGAGAAGCCUUACACCUGCUCUGAGUGUGGGAAGGGCUUCACUCAUCAGUGUAGUUUGAGAUGCCACCACCUGAAGAAACACUCUGAACAGAUUAAAACUGACCCGGAUGACACGAUUGGCUGCUGCUGUGGACAAGAGUUCUCUUCCAAGAAUGUUCUGGAGGUUCACUUGAAGACAAACACUGGAGACAAGCCUUACACCUGCUGUGUGUGUAAGAAGACCUUUACUCAUAAAGCAUUACUGAAAGUACACCAGCGAUCCCACACAGGAGAGAAGCCUUUCUCUUGCUCUCUGUGUGAGAAGAGUUUUACUCAGAAAGGAAACUUGACAACACACGAGAAGUCGCACGCCGGAGAGAAACACCCUUGCUCAGUCUGUGGAAAGAGUUUCACUCAGAAAGGCUAUCUGAAGAUUCAUCAGCGGCUUCACUGUUCCGAAGGGGAGUUGAGUUCCUCUGUAUCAAGAGCACUUGAACACCGACAGAGGAGAGCGAAGGCGACUCACAGAUGCCCAGACUGUGGGAAGGAGUUCCCUCAAACAUAUUACCUGGACAGACACAUGAGAACACACACAGGAGAGAGGCCUUACCAGUGCUCUGUGUGUGGGAUGAGUUUCACGCAGAAAGGAAAUUUAAAAACGCAUCAGAAAGUGCACACGGGAGAUUAUCCCAGCUCCUGGUCCACUGGUGAAGGGAGUCCCUGUACAUCGGGAGAAGCGGAACAACACCAGGAGAACCACGCGGACGUCACAUCUCACGGCUGCCUCGUGUGCGGCGAGGAACACUCUAACCUCCCAGAACUACACAAACACAUGAGAUCUCACACGGGAGAAAAGUGCCUCGCCUGCCCUGUGUGUGGCAAGACUUACCCCAGAGAAUUUGACCUCAAAGUCCACCUCAGAACACACACAGGAGAGAAACCCCACGAGUGCAUUGAAUGCGGCAAGAGCUUCGUUCGUAAACAAGGGCUCCGGCAGCACCAGAGGACACAUGACGCCAAGCCCAUCGGACCGACCCGCCAGUUAGGCAGGCCAAAGCAGUUAACCAGGGCUCAAAUGUCCAAGAAAGUGCCAAAGAUGGAGAGUGACGCAGGACUGCCAGUACUAUGACAAUUAGCUGCAACUUUGUCUCUUAGUAGGUAGGGUUCUUCUCCCUGAAGCUGUGUCUGUGUUGUCGCCAUCUCUGAUCAGUUAGAUAAUCAUGCUAACUCUCACUCAUCUCAUCAAUCAACAUAUUAUGAUCAACAAAAAGGGGGGGGGGGGGUCCCUUUUUUGGGGGGGGGGGUCAAUUUUUCAUCAAUGCUGUGAUGGUGCUAAGAAAUCAACAGUGACUUGUAGCCCACUUGUGAAAUGUUCCUCACUGAGAAUAACCAUGUCAUGAUUAAUAAAGUAGCAUUCUGGUUAUGGUUCCUGUUGUCUUUCCCUCCAGCUCAGAUGGUGGCAGUAAUGUCCAGGCAGGAGAGGACCUGAAGGACACAAGGAAAUAGUCAUGUAGCUAGCUAAGCUAACGUUGGAUAAGCGGUUGUUUACGUUCUCACUUCACUGACUAACGUUAGCUUGCAACUAGCUAGCGUAACCUUUCUUUGAGCUGAACGCAACAAGGAAAGAACAACAUUUUUGUUCUUCGUAGCAAAGCCAGCAACGGUGGAUUAAUGCAGGCACAGCGUCCUUCUCGAGAUAAUUUCGAGUUCAUUCACAAUGCAGGAGGUUAGCUAACGUCAGCUAAGUAGCUAACUGGUUGGAGCCAUAGAUAUCCUAUUAAAUUACAAGAGGGGCUACGCCAUAAACCCUCAAAGUUCCAUAGUGGAGCCAAAAUGGCAGCCAUCUUGGUCAGGGAGAAAUACAAAACCAGUCUUAAUUGGUAUGAACGGCAGUAGGUGAUGCAUUUCCUGCUUUUACUGAUGCAGGAAAAUAAAAGUAAGGCAUGUGAUGUAUCAGAAAUGGUGUCAUAAAUUACAUUCAACCUAAAAUGAUUGGUUAUAAUUAUAAAUACCUGUUAUACAGGUUUUAUACAAAUGUUCUGUAUAAAUUGUCUCUAAAAUAUUUGCAAACAGACCAUAAAUGUCUCCAUUUUUUUUUUUAUUGGGAAGCUGUGACUGCUAUUAUAUCAUACAAUAUUAGUACUUGUUGCAUUUACAAGUUGUCUAGUUAAUUUAAACAAUUGAUGUAAUCAUUCCUGUAAAACUGCCUGGCUAGCGAGCUAACACAUAUACAGUGCAGAUACAUUCUUCACAUUAGGUGAGAUUCUACAUGUUAUUCUAUGUGUAACUCACAGAGAUCCUAUUCAAUUAGAUUAGGUGAGAUUCUACAUGUUAUUCUGGGUGUAACUCACAGAGAUCCUAUUCAAUUAGAUUAGGUGAGAUUCUGCAUGUUAUUCUAUGUGUAACUCACAGAGAUCCUAUUCAAUUAGAUUAGGUGAGAAUCUACAAGUUAUUCUGGGUGUAACUCACAGAGAUCCUAUUCAGUUAGAUUAGGUGAGAUUCUACAAGUUAUUCUGGGUGUAACUCACAGAGAUCCUAUUCAAUUAGAUUAGGUGAGAUUCUGCAUGUUAUUCUGGGUGUAACUCACAGAGAUCCUAUUCAAUUAGAUUAGGUGAGAUUCUGCACGUUAUUCUGGGUGUAACUCACAGAGAUCCUAUUCAAUUAGAUUAGGUGAGAUUCUGCACGUUAUUCUGGGUGUAAGAACCUGUGACGGAAACCAUGACUGCUAGACUGUAAGUCAGGUUUAGGGUCAAUUUGAAUUGAAGGCAGUCAAUUCAGGAAGUGAUUUGAAUGUAAAAUGGAAAAACUUUAUUUAAUUUUUUUAUUCAUCUUUUAUUUUUCAACUUAUUGAGAAGUCAUUGAAAAUAGAUGCUUUUUCUUUCAAUUAUUGAAUUGAAAUGUCAGUUUACAUCCUGAAAGGAUUGACUUAAACUCAAAUUGACCCCAACCCAGGUGUAAGUGGUUAUGAGUGACUGAAAGUCUGGUUUAUCACACAUAGUUUAGCACAGCUCAACAUUAGUAACGCUACAUCAUGGAACACUUCGC